Yarrowia lipolytica CLIB122 is the source of this 555-nucleotide messenger RNA. The record is from RefSeq and is a predicted model, not a curated record. Lineage: Eukaryota; Fungi; Ascomycota; Dipodascomycetes; Dipodascales.
AUGUCAGAACAACAAGUCGAUCAGCCAAUGACUUCUGCCGAAGAAGUAGCUCCUGCUCCCGUGCCGGCUUCAGCCGAGAUGGAGGCCAUGCAGGCCCGUCUCCAACAGCUCCAGGAGGAGGCAUCCAAGCUCGAGUCCAUGCAGCAGGACGCCACCAAGUCGUCCGAGGAUCUCAAGGAGGACCAGGAGGAGAUUGACGCGCGAUCCAUCUACGUGGGCAAUGUCGACUACGGAGCCACCCCCCAGGAGCUGGAAAAGCACUUUGAGAAGUGCGGAUCCGUCCAGCGAGUCACCAUUCUCAUGGACAAGUUCACCGGCAACCCCAAGGGCUACGCGUACAUCGAGUUUGCUGAGCCCAAGGAUGUGGCCCAGGCAGUCACCCUCAACGACUCCGAGUUCCGACAGCGACAGCUCAAGGUCAGCGCCAAGCGAACCAAUAUCCCCGGUUUCAAGGGCGGCCGAGGCCGAGGACGGGGUCGAGGAGGUCGUGGAGGCUUCCGUGGACGUGGAGGCUUCCGAGGAGGACGAGGACGAGGCGGUUACGCCCCUUACUAG